This is a messenger RNA of Pelecanus crispus (Dalmatian pelican), 1038 nucleotides long. The record is from RefSeq and is a predicted model, not a curated record. NCBI's taxonomy places the organism in Eukaryota, Metazoa, Chordata, Aves, Pelecaniformes, Pelecanidae.
AUGGGCAGGAUGAGCUCCUGCCCCUUGCAAAACGCGGGGGAGAUGCAACCCUCCAUUCGCUCCUCUGCAAACACGCAGAACCGCUGCGCCCUGGCUCAUGCUCCACGGCCACGUGCACCAGGGCUCUGCUUGAACAAUCCCGGCGCAAAGCCCUGCGCAGCGCCCUGCCUCAGUUUUGCCAUCUGUAAAAUGGUCGUUGCGACCUGCUGUGUAACGUACCUGGAGAUCACGACAGUGUCAGGAAAUGAGUUCCUCCUCCAGUCGGAUAUCGACUUUCUCAUAUUGGAUUGGUUCCACGCUAUCAAAAAUGCAAUUGACAGAUUGCCAAAAGAACGGAGUUGUACAUCAAGAAAUUUGGAGUUCAAAGUCAGAAGAUCCUCCAGCAUCGAAUUACUGAAUAGCUUAGACACUGAAUCCAAAGAACCAAAGCCUGAACACAGAAAAUCUUUAAUUUUCAGACUGAACUACAGUGCCUCUGAUACAAAUGACAGAAACCGAGUUAAAAGCAGAUUAAAGAAGUUCAUCUCCCGAAGACCCUCCUUGAAAACUUUGCAAGAAAAGGGACUUAUUAAAGAUCAAAUUUUUGGCUCUCAUUUGCACUUGGUUUGUGAGCAUGAGAAAUCUACAGUCCCCCAGUUUGUAAGACUGUGUAUAAAAGCUGUUGAAAAAAGAGGUCUAGAUGUUGAUGGAAUAUACAGAGUUAGCGGCAAUCUGGCAACAAUACAGAAGUUACGAUUUGUUGUCAAUCAGGAGGAAGAAUUGAAGAGCUUGCGUAGUACAGGCUCUUCUGCCAGGCUAAAUUUUUCCACUUUGGAGCGGGAAUCAGGUUCCCCGCUUGCACGGCAGGGAAAACGCAGUGCCGGGAUUCCCAGGAGCCAGCACCUGCUGCCCGCCCCGGCGCUGGGAGAGCUUUGGGGAGCCUUCGGCAGAGAGCUCGGCAGCAGCGGCGUGGGCUUUGGAGGAAACCCGAGAGUAACCUGCAAACCUGUCUCUCGAAGAGCCUUAUCAGAGUCUAUGUUUCAGAGACAGGCUGCCUGA